AUGGAAACACUCGAGAACAUCGUCAAAAUCGCAGUCAAGAGCAAGAGCAAGAUCAAGGUCGCUGAUAGCUGGGAUGACGACAGCGAAGAACCGUCGGAGUCAGAGGGCCUCAGGUCAUAUACAGCUAACACACUUGAGGCUCAACAGUUGGGCUUGAACAAGAAGGAUUGGUUGAUACUGGUCUUGAAGGCAUUCAAGUUAUUGGAGGUGGAAUUUGGGGCCAAGUUCUACGAGAUUGGAGUGUCAACGGCACGUUCAUUUUGA
Fusarium odoratissimum NRRL 54006 is the source of this 264-nucleotide messenger RNA. RefSeq lists its product as uncharacterized. The transcript has a single exon. The coding region runs from base 1 to 264 and encodes 87 amino acids. NCBI's taxonomy places the organism in Eukaryota, Fungi, Ascomycota, Sordariomycetes, Hypocreales, Nectriaceae. The record is from RefSeq and is a predicted model, not a curated record.